AUGUCCAAAAUUGCCGAGAGAAGGUGGGAUAUGAGCAUCCCAAGAUGUGAGAAGAACGAGGAAAGAGGGAACCAUGAGAAUCUCUUGUGUGGACGGAAUGAGAUUGCCGAAGGGGAAAGAGAGGCUGUGACUGGGACAGGAACCGGCAAUGCAGGGAAUCAAGCCGUGCAAGAGAAGGUGGAGGACGUACCACCUAAUGGAGGAUACGGAUGGGUGUGUGUGGCAGCAGUUGCUACGAUAAACGGACAUACAUGGGGACUCAACAGCGCCUAUGGCGUUUUCCUCGCCUACUACCUCGCCAACAACGUGUUUCCUGGCGCCACACCGCUCCAUUACGCGUUCAUCGGAGGCCUUUCUAUUAGCCAAGCGCUCGUGGUUUCCCCCCUUGCGACUCUGACCACGCGCGUCUUUGGCACGCGCACGACGCUGCUCAUCGGCGUCGUCCUUGAGACGGCAUCGUUUAUUGGCGCUAGCUUCAGCUCACAAAUCUGGCAACUUUUCCUGAGUCAGGGUAUGUGUUUUGGCUGGGGCAUGGGCUUCCUGUUUGUGGGGAGCGUAGGCAUUGCUGCGCAAUGGUUCACUACGCAUCGCUCGCUCGCCAAUGGUAUUUGUGCUGCCGGAUCUGGUUUAGGAGGACUGAUAUACAGUCUUGCUGCUCAGGCCAUGAUCCGCGACAUUGGAUUACCGUGGACGUUUCGUAUCCUGGCUGUUCUGGCCUUUGUGGUCAACACGGCUUGUGCCUUGCUCAUCAAAGAUCGCCACACCGAAAUUGGAAGCUCACAGUUGAGUUUUGAUCACAGCCUGUUGAAGAGGAUGCCGUUUUUGGGACUUCUUGUAUUUGGGUUUCUGAGCAUGCUCGGCUAUGUCGUGCUGCUCUUUUCCCUCCCGAAUUAUGCCAAAACCAUUGGGCUAACGGCGCAGCAAGGAAGUACAGUGGGUGCCAUUCUCAACUUGGGCCAAGCGAUUGGACGACCACCGAUUGGGUACUUUAGUGAUAAUGUCGGACGGCUGAAUAUGGCGUCGAGCAUGACCUUUCUAAGCGGAUUAUUCUGUCUCGUGAUUUGGUCGUUUGCGAAUCGGUACGGGGUGUUAGUGUUUUUUGCGCUGCUCAGUGGAACGGUGGCGGGGACGUUUUGGGCGACAUGUGCGCCGGUCAUGACGGAGGUUAUUGGGCUGGUGGACUUGCCCAGUGCCUUGAAUAUCACGUGGUUGGUGUUGGUGUUGCCUACAACCUUCGCUGAAGUCAUUGGACUGGAGAUUGUAGCCUUCCACGGAGGGAGUUAUACAGGAGCCAUCUUGUUCACAGGCUUCAUGUAUGUGGGUGCUGCCAUGUUCCUGUGGCUGGUACGGACGUGGAAGAUUGGUGAAAUGGAAGAGAAGGCGGCGGCGGCGGCGGCGGCGGCGGUGGCGGCUGCUGGCAAGGUGGAGGGAGAGGUUGACCUUGUGGGUUCUGGUAUACUCAACCCAAGCCUACCUGCGGCUGACUUUAGGAAGAGCUCGUUUGUGAAACGAAUGUUCAUGUUGCGGAGGGUUUGA
Plenodomus lingam JN3 is the source of this 1536-nucleotide messenger RNA. Lineage: Eukaryota; Fungi; Ascomycota; Dothideomycetes; Pleosporales; Leptosphaeriaceae. The record is from RefSeq and is a predicted model, not a curated record.